Molecule: messenger RNA, 1214 nt
Organism: Hordeum vulgare subsp. vulgare (domesticated barley)
Lineage: Eukaryota; Viridiplantae; Streptophyta; Magnoliopsida; Poales; Poaceae
Product: cyclin-C1-1
Exons: 9
Coding region: 117-944 (275 amino acids)
Biological process (GO): positive regulation of transcription by RNA polymerase II
Cellular component (GO): nucleus; mediator complex
Molecular function (GO): cyclin-dependent protein serine/threonine kinase regulator activity
Source: RefSeq, a predicted model, not a curated record
GGAACAGACCCGGAGCCCCUAACCCUCCUUCCUCCUCCCCGAACCCCGAGCUCGCUCCCAGAGAACCCCCACCGAUUCCGCCGGCGAGACUCCUGUCCGGGAGACGCCGAUCUAGAAUGGCGGCCAACUUCUGGGCGUCGUCGCACAGCAAGCAGCUGCUGGACCCGGAGGAGGUGGACGUGGUGCCGGCGGCGGACCGGGAGCGGGGCAUCACGCCCGUGGAGUUCCGCCUCGUCAAGAUCCACAUGUCCUUCCAUAUAUGGCGGUUGGCCCAGCAGGUCAAAGUUAGACAAAGACCUAUCUGGAAUUAUCUCAUGAUGCUGACGAUCUUAAAUCAUUGUUAUCUCAGAGUCAUAGCUACUGCAAUCACGUACUUCAGGCGUGUCUACACAAGAAAGAGCAUGACAGAGUAUGAUCCUCGUUUGGUAGCACCAGCUUGUUUGUAUUUGGCGUCAAAGGUUGAGGAAAGCACAGUGCAAGCAAGGCUGCUUGUAUUUUACAUCAAGAAGAUGUGUGGUUCUGAUGAUAAGUACCGAUUUGAAAUCAAAGAUAUCCUUGAAAUGGAAAUGAAGCUCCUGGAAGCACUCGACUAUUAUUUGGUUGUUUACCAUCCAUACCGCCCUCUUCUACAGUUAUUGCAGGAUGCUGGCAUAACAGAUCUGACACAAUUUGCCUGGGGUCUUGUCAAUGAUACAUACAAGAUGGAUCUUAUUCUCAUAUAUCCUCCCUAUAUGAUCGCACUGGCCUGCAUAUACAUCGCAAGCGUUCUUAAAGAUAAGGACACGACUUCAUGGUUUGAAGAACUCCGUGUUGACAUGAACAUUGUUAAGAAUAUCUCGAUGGAAAUCUUGGACUUCUACGACACCUACAAGAUUGAUCCUCAAAGGGGCCUCCAGGAGGACAAGAUCAUCCCUGUGAUGAACAAGUUACCAUCCAAGGCCUAAAGGUCAAUUUGACACCUGACCGUUUAACCAACUUACACCGCGUGUGUGGAGUGCGUAACCCUGUAAACCCUGAACAUAUUCGAGCACAAGAUUCAGGGAAUGCCCUGGGACUUGGGAGGGCAUCAGUUUGGUAGUCGAUUAGGCCCAAGUUAUUUUCGCGAUGUUGAUCCCAACAUAGGGGUAGUCUGCAAUGCUUGGUAUCCAGAGCUUUCUGUAUCAUACAAAACGCAAGUGGAAUUGUUUCAGUCUAAGCACUGUUUGUUGAGUUUU